CGUGGGCAUGAUCAGGACCCAACUCCUCCCCCGGCUGAGCUCCUGGGGCCCACGAACUACGGACUACGGAGGUCCGCGCUCCUAGGAGCGCGAGAUGGCAUUCGUGAGGUCCCCGGCAGAGACCUUAUGGAGGAGCUGCAACUUGCUCAUGGCCGCGUUCUUCGCGCUGGCGGCCUACGUGCAGAUAAAUGACCCAGAUGCAGAACUGUGGAUGGUUAUAUACAUGAUACCUGCUAUCCUUACUCUGCUUGUUGGACUUAACCCUCUGAUCACAGGUAAUUUUAUCUGGAAGAACCUUACCAAGUUGCACUUAUUCCUUUGUGCUCUGGGGACUGUUAAGUUGGGCUUCUACCUCUUCCUUCAUACAGAAAGGAACAUCUUACAUGAGGAAGAAGGCAGGGAGCUGUUUGGACUUGGGAUUAUUAUAGUAUGGCUGAGUCUUUGCCACAUCUCAACAAAAAAUCCAGUUGGUAGAAGGGUUCUACUGGUUGUUGCCAUGGCUAUUUCUCUUUGCCCAUUUAUCACAUGGUUCUACAUAUAUAUUAACAAAGACAUGCGAAACACUUGGCCAACACAUUGCAAGACAGUCAUUUAAAUAAAUUUUAUCAUCCUUUUCAUAAAA
Messenger RNA from Vombatus ursinus (common wombat), 622 nucleotides. RefSeq names its product transmembrane protein 220 (gene TMEM220). The coding region runs from base 95 to 595 and encodes 166 amino acids. The transcript has 6 exons. NCBI's taxonomy places the organism in Eukaryota, Metazoa, Chordata, Mammalia, Diprotodontia, Vombatidae. The record is from RefSeq and is a predicted model, not a curated record.